This is a messenger RNA of Cuscuta campestris, 1258 nucleotides long. The record is from the annotation of a GenBank genome assembly. Lineage: Eukaryota; Viridiplantae; Streptophyta; Magnoliopsida; Solanales; Convolvulaceae.
CAUUUUUUUGAUGAUAAAUGAACAUGCUAAUCAAUUUUUUAUUUCAUAAUUUCUAUGUCAUUAAUUAGAUUUGGGGAUAAUGGGAUAAAUAUGAGAAGAAGCAGAAUCUUGAGUUCAAAAUGGCCGUGCAUUUGCGCUCUGUAGGCAAGUCACUCGAGCAAAUAUCAUUGAACAAUUCUUUUCAGCUAAUUUCUCGCCUGAGUUCUUUGAAUUCCAAUUCCCAAGCUCAAAGAUGGCAAUUCCAGAGCAGGCGCACUCUCAUCCUAGAGACAUUACCUUCUGAAUCCGUAAAGUUAGAACAGCUCUCCAACUCCGAUUCUGGAAUUUUGGAGCUUAAGUUGGACAGGCCGGAUAGAAAGAAUGCUAUCGGGAAGGAUAUGCUAAAAGAACUACAUCAUGUGUUUGAUAGAAUAAAUGAAGAGCGUUUGGCUAAUGUUUUAAUGAUCUGCAGCUCUGUUCCAAAGGUGUUUUGUGCUGGUGCCGAUUUGAAGGAGAGACGGACAAUGGCUCCAUUAGAGGUCAUGGAGUUUGUGAACACUCUUCGGAAAACAUUCUCUAGCCUCGAGGCACUUCGUAUUCCUACAAUUGCUGCUAUUGAUGGUGCAGCCUUGGGCGGUGGACUGGAAAUGGCGUUAUGUUGUGAUCUUCGCAUUUGUGGGGAGGGUUCUGUUUUGGGCUUGCCAGAAACCGGGCUUGCAAUCAUACCCGGAGCUGGUGGGUCACAACGGCUUCCUAGAUUGGUUGGAAAAUCAAAUGCAAAAGAUCUGAUAUACACUGCCCGAAAGAUUAAUGGAAAAGAAGCCUUAUCAAUGGGGCUCGUCAAUUAUUGUGUUCCUGCUGGCGAAGCUCGUCUAAAGGCACUUGAAAUUGCACGUGAUAUAAAUCAGAAGGGACCACUUGCAUUAAAAAUGGCAAAACAUGCUAUCGACGAAGGAUAUGAGUUAGAUAUGGAGUCAGCUUUGGCUUUGGAGGAGGAUUGCUAUGGUCAACUCUUGACCACAAAAGAUCGGCUAGAAGGGCUUGCAGCAUUUGCCGAGCGAAGAACACCGAGAUAUACGGGUGAAUAGACACACCAGAAUAGCAACAUCAAUUGCUCACCAAUGAGUCUUUAAGAAUUCAAAGCAACCAUACAUUGUUUUCUUCCCUUUUUUUUUGGGUAUUUUUCUGAUUCAUUAUCAUGUUGCAGUACAUCUGAGCAAUUGAUCCCCCCAAUUUCUUUCUGUGUUUCAAUAUAUGAUAUGCAGCUCCUUACAUCCUG